Messenger RNA from Plectropomus leopardus (leopard coralgrouper), 2466 nucleotides. Its product is annotated as tumor necrosis factor alpha-induced protein 2-like. The record is from RefSeq and is a predicted model, not a curated record. Gene Ontology annotation, molecular function: SNARE binding. NCBI's taxonomy places the organism in Eukaryota, Metazoa, Chordata, Actinopteri, Perciformes, Serranidae. Gene Ontology annotation, cellular component: exocyst. Gene Ontology annotation, biological process: exocytosis; exocyst localization.
CAGUGUUGAACAGACGAGGGAACAUCACGCACCUGUGAGCGAGCUGCCUGCAGGAGCGACGAUGCAGUGCUGCUGUUUCCCCUGCAGAUCCUCCACAGCAGAAGAACCAUCGCAGCCUUUCUUAGACCGCUGGUCGCGUCCUUCCUCCCGGGUAACGAUGCUAACGAAGCCAGACAAUUUCAGGUUCAACUUCCUCCAGGAUCACAAAUGGACCUUCGGGAGGGGCCGCAGACGGCGGUCCCCUCCCAACAGCAGCGAGCCCUCCCCCACUGACAGCCAAACAUCACCAAAAGAGGAGGAGCCCCAAAAGGUGAUCGUCAGAAUUGAUCAGAUGCUGGAGGCAAAACACUUUUAUGAAGUCGGCCUGCGACUGAACCAGAAAGAAGAGGGUCUGUUUGGGGAUGUCAGGGAGGCCGAGGCACUGGCACAUCAUGAUGAAGAAGUCAACAAGCUGGCUGCAGACUACAGGGCCCUGGAGGAACAUGUCCUGGAGACUCUGAAACUGUCUCUCAGUUUGGGACAGGUCAGCUUAGAGGCUCUGACGUCUGCUGUGAGGGCCAUGAAGCAGCAGGAGGACCAGGACAAGCUGUGGUCACAGAGGGAUCACACACCUCCGGCCUGGAGGCCCAGCGGCUGGGGGAAGCUCCACGACUCGACGCUUCGCAGCUUGGUGGAGGAGCAGAUGGACACGGACCCUCAGACGCCUCCUGUUGACCAGGUGGACCAGUCUACGAUCCAGGCGGACCUCCACAGCAUGGGCAGGCGGCUGAAGGAGGACCUGCAGUCUGUGGUGAACGUGCUGAAGAACUGCUACCCUCCUGAGCUGGACAUCUGUAAUUUUUACGCCAGCUUGUACCAUGAGACCCUCAGCGCCAGACUCAGGAAGAUCGCAGACUUUGGUCUGGAUGACAAGGACUGCACCUUCCUCCUGCGCUGGGUGAACGAGUACUAUCCACAAAUCCUUCAGAAUCCAGAGCUGGCCAGCGAGAUCAAUGUCGAAUCGCUGGGAAAGCUGCUGCCGAAAGAGUCACUGGACCCUCUGGAGCAUCAAUACCUGGACAAACAGCAGAGUGAGCUGACAAGGUACGUCGGAGCUAUUCUGGAGGAAGCAGAGCAGGAUUGGAAUAAAGGAGAGGAGCCAAAAAGAGAGGACGGCUGCUUCGUCAGCACUGUGGCCUACGACAUCAUCCAGUUUAUCAAUGGUAUGGUGACGUCAGCUGAGCGAGUUGUUGGAGAUCUGCACAAGGCUCAGAAGAUCACGGUGCAACUCAAAGAUUUAAUGCAGAGGUUCAAGAUCUUCCAGAACAACAUCAUCAAGAAAAACACACCCAACAGCCAGCCACUCAUCAAGGCAAACCUCGGCUGUAUCGAACAGUUCAUGGACUUCUUUGAAAAGAAGAGCCAUCUGUUCACGGAGGACGUGCAGAAACACUGUCUGGAUGUUUUGAUUGACAUGAAAGAAUCUGCCCACACAUAUUUAUUAAAACCUGUGCACAAUGGCCUCAAGCCGCAGUACCGCAAACUGGGAACCAGCGACUGGCUGAAUAAACCCCUGUUUGAGAAGCUGCUGGUCAGCCUCGAAAAAGAGCUUCAGGAUCUUCAGGGCUCGACUGAAUCUUGUCACCAGAAGCUGAUUGGCCAGCUGCACCAGGAAGUGACGGCAGAAUAUGUGAAGAGGCUCCUGAAGGGACAAAUCAAGCUGAAGGACAUGAGGCAGCAGCUGAAGGCCUACGAGACCGUGAAGGACGACGCAGAGAGUUUACACGAUUUAUUCGUCAAAAUGGGAUCACGGGAGGACUGGCUGAAGGAAAUCCUGAACAAGAUUGCAGAAGUACUGAAACUCCAAGACCUCCCCGCCCUUCAGAUGCAUGUCGUCUCUCUGGGAACGUCAUAUCCUGACCUCAGUGAGAAACAUGUUGCGGCUCUGCUCAAGCUCAAGACCAACCUCACGAAAGACAACAGGAGAAUAGUCAAAGACACUCUGUCGGACACUUUGAGGGAAACAAGUGGCGACGCUGAUUCCCGUCCGUUUUUCUCCGGAGUUCAGGUCAAAUGAACCGCAAACUCCUUAAAGUCUUUCAGUUCUCCUCAUUUUAACAACAUGUGAAGGUUUGGCUGUACAGUGUUAUGUAUCUGUGUGUUAGAUUUGUGUGUGAGAGUUAUGUGUUAUAGAUUACUGUCUGCAGACGCACUGUAAAAUGAUGGGAUGAGUGUUUUAGUCGCUGUAUGAGUGUGUAAGCUACAGGUCACAUCAGUGCCAGUAAACGUGGUACUUUUUACUGCUGAGUGUGUGUUUUUGGAAAGGACCAGUUCAGUGUUUGCAAGUGUAAUUCUCUGAAAGUGUAUAUAUAGAUUUUUAAAAAAUCAACCAAAUCAGUGUAGUUUAUUUUCAUAUUGUGUGCAAUAAAUGUAGAGGUAAAGCUUUCAUUUUUAUAGGUUUACAUUUUUUUAUUUAAUGUCAUAUGA